This is a messenger RNA of Cuscuta campestris, 2272 nucleotides long. Lineage: Eukaryota; Viridiplantae; Streptophyta; Magnoliopsida; Solanales; Convolvulaceae. The record is from the annotation of a GenBank genome assembly.
UCAGGGAUUUUUCUAAAGAAUCGUCUCUCUCAUAUUCCCUAUCUUAUUGAAUCCGGGAAAUCAGCGCACAAUCUCCCUAAGUUUUGUUCCGUUUCCUUUUUUGAAGAUGUUAGGCCUGAUCAAUUACUUCUCUGAUCUGUAGCGUUUUGAUCUGAACAAAAGGUGUUUGUUCUCAUCGGAUCCGCCAUCUUUUCCGGCAAAACAAAGAAGUUAAACAUAGAUCCACCAUGCUUCACUUCCGAUUAUGCAAGAUUUGAGGAUGAAGCUAAGAACAUGCAUACAAAGAUGAAGCUAAACAAUUUACAAAUCCAAGUAAAUAAGAAGGCUAUGCAACUGUUCAAGAUCAUGAUGCAUACAAAAAUGGAGUGGAUGCAUUAAUAACCUGAAGACUUAGAAAACACUGAUGUUUAAUUUAGUGAAGUGAAAAGUAUUACAUGUAUUCUCAAAAUUUUGUGAUAGAUUUUUAUUGUACUUGUUAGUUCCAAGAGUUGGGAGAUUUAUUUUGUUAAUGUUGGAAAUAAUUUUUUACAGGGUUCCAAAAGAGAAAGAAAAUGAAAGUUGGAUUUUUUUAGGAGAGAGCUGAGACGGGGAAGAGAAAUAUGUACACCUCUCAAAUUCCAAAAGAGUCCAAUCAUGGGGAAAAAAAAGGGGGAGAAGAGUUACUUGAGGCCAUGUGUCUGGUGAUCAUGGCAUGGUUUCUUUCUUUUGUUUUGGAACUGGGAGCUUUGGACUUGCUUAGGGUUUCCUUGCCAACUGAAGGAGGUGGCAAAGGUGGGAACUCCUCUAUAGCAAACCGUGUGGAUAGCCAGAACCCUUCCAUUCACUCUUACGGUUCUGGUGGCCGGUCUCCAACCUUUGGUUCCUCUUCCUCUUCUUCCUCCGACUCUGAGCACCCGGCUACUUCUCCACAGAAGAAGCCGGUUGAUGCUUCCACUUGUGCCCCUUCUUCUUCCGUGGCGCAAGUGGUCUCGGUUGCCCAGCCCGGGGACGAGGGCUUCAUUCAGCUAGACGACCGGUUGCUCCAAGAGCAACCGUUGUAUAUGCAGAAGCCCCAAGUCCACGAGCUGCGUAAUCUGAUGCCUGAUGGGUACCAAUUAACUUACCGGGCAACGUGGAAAAGCAUUAUCCCUCUCCACGUCGGUACGUCGAUUGGUAUCCAUUACCAUUCUAUCAAGGACUUGGGUGAAUUCUCUAUUCACCCAUUCAAAGUCCUUUUUCUUGAGACGUACGGGAUCAUGCCCGGGCAAUUGGCCCCUAAUGGUCACCGUUUGUUGGGCAGUUUCAUCAAUGAAGCCACCCUCUGGGCCGGGGACGCCUCCACCCGCGGUUUGUACCACGUCGGGAAGUGGAGCGUCUACCCCGGCCGGGAGACUGACCCCGAACCGGAGAUUGUUCUACCUGGGGCGAUCCCCGAAGCCAUCCCCAUCCGCCAGGCGGGGGGACCCAAAGCCCCAGCCGCCGCCACUGCCGGUCCUUCACGCCCGGCGAGAAAGAAGAAGGAGAAAGUGGUGAAGUUCCAGUCCAAGUUUGCCAUUCCACAGAUAGUGGUUGAGGAGCCCUCCACUGCUCAGUCACUCAAUGCCUCCUCCAGUCAGCCGUUCUUGCUGGACGAGCAACCGGCCCAGUCCCAUCAGGGGACCAACCAGCCCAUUCACUCGGGGGAGAUCUACUUCAACGUCGGCCGGAUCGGGGAGGAGUACUUCGCCCGGCUGGUGAAGUCAAUGGAUGAGGAGAAGGCCCGGAUGGAGGCCAUGAUGGUCGAAUGCCGGAAGGAAGCCCAGGCUGCCCGGGCCAAGGCAGAUAAGAUUGAGGCCAAAUGGACAGAGCACUGGGUGAUUUACCGCCAGCUCUACGCCAAACACGAUGGAUUGCUAAAGGCUGCUAAAGAGGCCGACGAGAUUGGGACCUACGGGUUUGAAAGCGGCCAGUACUCUGAGCGGAAGGCCCUCUAUGGCAUCCUUGAGCAGAGGAUCCAAGGCUUUCAACCCAAGGCCCUUUCACUGCCCGAGCUGCAUGACGAGGUGCCGGUCCCCCCAUUCCCGGGCAUCUGAUCCAUCUGGCCGGGCUUCUCUUUCCUCCUUUUUUUUAUGAUAUGCCUCCGGGCACUUUUGUAAGACAUUUUAAUAUUAAUACAAGUAUUUUCAACACCGUGUGCUGAGUACUUUAUUCCCUGUAUUUAUAAAUUCUUUGACUUAAUAUCUUUAACCGUUUAGAGUAGUAAAUAACUGCCCGGCUGUAUUUACCCGGCUUAGAAUACAGUUUUACCCAUGUC